AUGAACUCAACUUCUAACUGUAGUGAUACAAACUUCGAUGAACGUAAAACAAAACAGCUAUCUGAACCACUAAACCAAACUUUAAUAAAUGAAGAUACUAAUCUAAAAUCACUUGAAGACCAAACAACCGUACAGCAGAAAUCAAAUAAGAAGGAAGAUUGCAUCGAAACUUUCGCCUACGAUGCAAAAUACUUCAUUUCUCAAACUUUACAAGGUGAUGGUCAAGUCACCGAGUCUUUGAGCGUCAAAACACAUCAACAACAACUAUCUCAAUCAUCUUCAAAAGUAGCACCAAAUCCUCUUGGAAGUAUAGAAAAUACAUCGGUGACAACAAAGACAUCGAAUAGUGUAGAGUCGAAAGAAACAGUUCCAGUAGCAACAGAUAAAUCGAAUAAAACUCAACUGUCAAAUAAUGAGAAUACGAAAGCUCGAAAGUCUCUUUACAAAUACGUCGAAUCUAAACGUAAAACAGAUACAACUGGUUAUGGUUAUGGUUUAUGCGGUCUAUCCAAUUUAGGCAAUACAUGCUAUAUGAAUAGUGCACUACAAUGCUUAAGUAAUGUACCAUGUUUAACAAAUUAUAUUUUAAAAAACGGAUUGAAAAAGGACAUCAAUAUCGAAAAUUCGUUAGGUACAAAAGGCGAGGUGGCAAAAGCCUAUGAAGAUUUGAUUAUAACAAUGUGGUCAUCCGGACAUAAAUCAACAAGACCGGAAGUUGUUAAAGAUCGCAUUAGCCAAUUGGUUCCAAGGUUUCUUGGCUGUAAUCAACAAGAUUCAUAUGAGCUCAUGGCUAUUUUAUUGGAUGCACUUCAUGAAGACUUAAAAAAAGAUAAUGGUGUGUCCGUAGUGUCAACGAUUUUUCAUGGUGAAAUGCAAUCAACAAUCAUGUGUUCAGAUUGUAAAAUUCCAUUUGUGACUAACGACAGAAUUAUUUCUCUAUCUGUUCCACUACUUAACGAGAACGAACAGACGGGUAGUCAUGAUAAUGAUAAUUAUAAUAUAUCCACUCUUCAAAAAAGAUUAAAAGCAACUGUCCAAUUACAAGGUUGCAUUGCAACAAUGAUGAAACAUGAAAAAUAUGGUGAGGGCGCUGAUUGGUAUUGCGAUAAUGAUCAAUGUAAACAAUAUACAAACGCCGAAAAAAAGUUAGAUCUUUGGAAAUUACCGAAGAUACUAAUUAUACAACUGAAUCGCUUUAGUUUCGAUCUUAGUUCCAAUAAUAAAAUUGAUACUGACGUUGAUUUUCCAUUGGUCAAUUUAGAUUUGAAGAAAUUUGUGGCACAUCCUAAUAGAAAUAAAAUGUAUACUCUAUAUGACCUUAUUGCUGUAUCCAAUCAUAGUGGUACCAUGAUGGGUGGUCAUUACACAACAUACGCAAAAGACGUUUUUACCAAUGCAUGGUAUUGUUAUAAUGAUAAUUCUGUGGAAUCAAUUGACGAGACUAAAAUUUUGAGUAAAAGUGCUUAUGUACUUGUUUAUGAACAAAAGGAAACAUCAUAA
Molecule: messenger RNA, 1500 nt
Organism: Rotaria sp. Silwood2
Lineage: Eukaryota; Metazoa; Rotifera; Eurotatoria; Philodinida; Philodinidae
Source: the annotation of a GenBank genome assembly